GCGUCACUUCCGGUCUACUUCCUGUUUAUGUUCUACGUGCAGCACCUCAUAGAAUGAAAUAUUUCGGCUACGGUCUGAGUCGUGAAAGUGAGCAAACGCAUGUCUCGGAUCAGGACCACGCUGGACAGCGUAACCAAGGCAGUAGGCAGCACCGACCUCAUCUCCAAGUUCUCCCGCCUCAAGCCUGGUGGCGUCGCAGUCGGUAGCACCAAUGCGGAAAAAGCCGAACCCGUUAUGAAAGAGCAGGACGGAGGUGAGAAGAACACAGCAGAGGAAGAGUUGGACAAGCAAAGUCACCAAGUCAUAGAAGGUCCUUUUGUUGCCACCAAUAAGUCAGCAUCCGGUUUAGCUAAAGUGUCUGCCCCAGGCUCGUCCACCACUGGGGCCAAACCAUCUACGCAGCUGUUUCACCCGACUGGUCUUUCAACCAACAUGGACGAGACCUACAACACUCUGGCGCAGCACAUCAAUAGUUACUUUGGCACCAACACACAGGGAGAGGAUGAAGAACACACACCAGUGCAGCAGGACAGAGGAGGCGAUGUUCCCGUCUCCGAGCCUGUUCCUCACCCUGCCCCUCGGAGAACAGGGGAACACACUCUUAUUUUGUCUCCGGUGGCGGAGGCCAAGAACAUUGAACCACUAACUACCUCUCCAUCAGAAAAGCACAGUCCACCAGUGGGGGUGCACUCCUCUGACACCCCUGCAACAGAAAACAUAGCUCAACCCAUCCCAGUGCCAACUACCUCUGCUAAAAAGGGCUUCACCCGCUACCUGUCCUACCCUCGGCCCAGCGUUCAGGCUUUUGUUGGCAACUACAUUGCACCACUGGUCCCAAAAUUUAGAAGUGAGUCCAAAAGCGCUGCAGCCGAGAAAGAAAAGGCUGCGGCAGUCGCUGUGGGAGAACCCGCUGCUGAGAAAAGAGAGGAGAAGACAGAUGUUGAGGAGAAAACGGAGGAAAGGAAGCAGGAGCUGUUGACUCAGAGGCAGAAGAUAAUUGCCAGGGUUAGUGUAGACAACAGGACCAGAACUCUGGUGAAAGGCCUGCAGAGGGUCACGGACGCCAAACUCCUUACCAAUCGCGUGGAGGAACUCAGCCAUCAUCUCCAGGAGUUCCCGGAGACACGAGGUGUAGCUAUCAAGGCGAGUGCGUUGCCCUGCCUGCUGCGAUUGCGCCAGGCCAGAGACCUUCCUCUCCAGUCUGCUGUGAGAGAAGCUCUGGCUCUGGUCGGCUACACAGAACCAGUCAAAGGCAGAGGAAUCAGAGUCCUGGCCAUCGAUGGAGGAGGGACCAGGGGACUGUUGGCACUUCAAACUCUACGUAAAUUGCAGGACAUGACCGGGAAACCAGUCCACCAGCUCUUCGACUACAUCUGUGGAGUCAGCACAGGUGCCAUCUUGGCCUUCAUGUUGGCCAUGUAUCGAAUCCCCCUAGACGAGUGCGAGGAGCUGUACAGGAAGUUGGGCUCGGAUGUGUUCAAGCAGAACGUAAUCGUCGGAACCGUCAAGAUGGGCUGGAGCCAUGCUUUCUACGACAGUGAAAUCUGGGAAAACAUCCUCAAGGAACGGAUGGGUGAGGGGCAUAUGAUUGAGACUGCCAGGGACCCAGACUGCCCAAAAGUGUCAGCAGUGAGCACCAUUGUUAACAGGGGAUUACCUCUGAAGGCCUAUGUGUUCAGGAACUACAGACUCAUGCCCGGAGUGAGGUCCCACUACCUUGGAGACUGCCAACACAAAAUGUGGCAGGCCAUCAGGGCCUCGUCCGCUGCUCCGGGCUACUUCCAGGAAUUUGUCCUGGGAAAAGACCUUCACCAGGAUGGAGGACUCUUGAUUAACAACCCCACAGCGUUGGCCAUCCACGAGUGCAAGUGUCUGUGGCCCAACACGCCUCUGCAGUGCGUGUUGUCUCUGGGCACCGGACGCCACGAGACGGCGGGCAAGAACAACACGACCUACACCAGCCUGAAGACCAAGCUGUCCCACGUCAUCAGCAGCGCCACAGAUACAGAGGAGGUGCACACCAUGCUGGACGCCCUCCUGCCCCCAGACACCUACUUCCGCUUCAACCCCUACAUGAGCGAGGACAUCCCGUUGAACGAGAGCCGCAGCGAGAAGCUGAACUUCCUCAAGGGGGAGGGCGAGCGCUACCUGGAGAGAAACGAGGCCAAGCUGAGGAAGGCGGCGAGCGUGCUCUGCCAGGAGAAGGGCACUAUCCAGAGGCUGGCCGAGUGGGCCAAGCUGAAAACCGACAUGUACGAGGGUCUGCCCUUCAUCUCCAAGCUGUAGUGGUUAGCCUGGCAACAGAAAGACCACAUAAGCGUUUUUAAAGGUAGGAGGACC
Molecule: messenger RNA, 2340 nt
Organism: Platichthys flesus (European flounder)
Lineage: Eukaryota; Metazoa; Chordata; Actinopteri; Pleuronectiformes; Pleuronectidae
Gene: pnpla8
Product: patatin-like phospholipase domain containing 8
Exons: 10
Coding region: 100-2286 (728 amino acids)
Biological process (GO): arachidonate metabolic process
Cellular component (GO): membrane
Source: RefSeq, a predicted model, not a curated record